Molecule: messenger RNA, 1038 nt
Organism: Penicillium waksmanii
Lineage: Eukaryota; Fungi; Ascomycota; Eurotiomycetes; Eurotiales; Aspergillaceae
Product: bifunctional triacylglycerol lipase/ester hydrolase
Exons: 4
Biological process (GO): lipid storage
Cellular component (GO): lipid droplet
Molecular function (GO): lipase activity
Source: RefSeq, a predicted model, not a curated record
AUGGAGUCCCGGAUUACCAAAAAUGUUUUCUGCACAUAUACAGGGGAAGAAAGUGAAGUCGAUACAACUAUCUUUUUCAUUUCAGGGAACCCCGGCUUGAUCAGCUACUACCACCCCUUCCUGUCUUUGCUGGCGAAGCACCUAGUAGCAGACCAGGGCAAAGAACUCUUCCCCAAAUCAGGAUCAGAAACUUCGUUUCUGAUCUACGGGUGCAGUCUUGGCGGGUUUGAAGUGACCGAACAGAGUCAGAACUAUCGUUCAUCCGAACAAUCUUCCUCUUCCUCGUCUUCCAAUGGCAAUGGCCGCCAGGACAAAAGUAAGAGUGGUGGGACAAGUCGCAAGCUCUACAGCCUGGAAGAACAGAUCGGUUUUGUUCAGGGGAAGUUAAACGAGUUGAUGCGAAAUAUUUCCUCCCGGAAAAAGCAGAAGGUUAUCUUGAUCGGACAUUCUGUCGGGACGUACAUGGCCAUGGAAAUUCUGAGACGACACCGCGAAACUAUGACAGGAUUUCAGUCUGAUGGAGCAGACAAUAUCCCUGAUUUCGACAUUAUUGGCGGUAUUAUGCUGUUUCCGACGGUGAUGGAUAUCUCUGCUUCUCCUUCGGGACAAAAAUUGACGACCCUUCUCUCGAUCAUCCCACAGUUUGCUCUGGUUGUGAGUUUCUUCGCUCGACUCCUCACCUUCAUUCUCCCCGACUCGAUCUUGAAAAGUGCCAUUCGGACUGUGAUGAAAAACCCACCACCACAUGCUCUCGAAACGACAUUUACUUUCUUAAAGAGUCCAGGUGGCGUACGACAGGCUCUACACAUGGCUGCCGACGAGAUGUCCUCUAUCACGACUGAUAAAUGGACGGAUGAUGUUUGGGGUGUUUCUUCCACUCGUGACCCUGUCGCUAAGCUAUUCUUCUACUUUGGACGGAAUGACCAUUGGGUUGCGGAGAAGACUCGAGAUGAGAUUAUUGCAUUAAAGGGGUGUAAGGAUGGGCUUGGACCGAAGAUGUUCGUUUGUGAAGAGGGGUUGCCGCAUGCCUUUUGUUUG